GGAUUUCCAAUUUGAGCCUAUCCAAUUUGAGCCUAUCUGAAGCAGCCGUACAUUGCAGCAGCAGCUACAAAAUUUUUGCACAAAGCAACCACAGGAGCUACCAGCAUCAACAGCAAAAACACACACACGAACACCGACACCUGUUAAAUAAAUAAAGUCAUCAAUUUUUUAAAUUAAAGAAGAUGACUCGCUUCACUAAUGUACGCAAACAAGCUGAGGCAAAUAAUUACCCGCUGACGUGCAGAUUAUGCAGCAACAAGCAUCCCUUAAGAGUAUGCCCAAUAUUUCGUGCCAAAAGACCAGAAGAACGCCUGCGUGACGUUCUGAUCCAUCCCUAUUGCACGAAUUGUUUAUCGGGGAUACAUCGUGCAGCACACUGCACUAACCCAGGGAGAUGUCGACGCUGUAACGAAGAACACCACACCAUGCUCCAUAUUGAGAACGUGAGCGAUGGAUCAAGACGUCAGCGACGAUCAAGGAGGCCAAUAAUCAACAAUGACAGUGAUGAUGCGCUUUCACUAGAUGCGUCUGAGGUCGGAGCGGAAUCGAAUGCUUUCCGCCCAGACCUGGAGGAGGAAGAAAUGCCAGUCGCUGGAGCGGAAACUAAUGCUUUCCGCCCAGAUCUAGAGGAGGGGUAUAUGCCAGAAACUGGAGCGGAAACUAGCGCUUUCCGCCCAAAAGAAUCAACCGGAAUGGAGUCAAACGCACUCCAUCUGGACUCGGCUAGUGAAGUGGAGCUGGAACCCCAGCGCUACCGGCAGCUCUUGAGAUAUGAGCAAAGAGAGCUAAGCGGAAUGGAAAUGAAAACUUUCCAACCGCGAAACGAAUGGCAUCGUCUUCAAACUCGACGACUGAACAAACGACCGCGUCAUCGGCGACAGCAUGGAAGAGUGGAAUCACAAGCGUUCCACCUUCCGCGUAGAACCGGUUUCCGGUCAGGUAUGGUCCAGGACCUCCGAGCCUCGGUACAUCCGAUUCAAGCCCUCACAUCGAUCGCGCCGACAGCUGUGAUCAAGAUAGAAGCAGCGGGCCUCCUACAUUUGGUUCUAGCCGUAAUUGAUGCGUGCGCUUCAAGGUCCAUAAUCGCCGAAGAUUUGGCGAGGGAACUAAAUCUUGGGAUAACUGCAAUAAAUUCCCAAAGGGGCUACUUCAUUAAGUUGAGAGGAAAGCAUGGACAGUCAGCCACCGUUAUGACGCACGCAAUUUCCAUCAAAAAUUAUCGGAAGCGGACACCAAAUACUAGUUUGGACGCUACCGUAGCCGCCGCUUAUUCGAACCUGAAGCUCGCGGACCCGCGCUUCCACAUCACAGCUCCAGUCCGCUUAGUAUUAGGCGCCGAAGUCUUCCCCAAAAUCCUACUCGGCGCAAUUCCUGCGGGUACUCUCGGCCCGCUAUUAGCACAGAACACCAUCUUUGGAUGGGUCCUGUCCGGCGCUUGUUGAACUUUUUUUUUUCUUCGCAUACUUUUACCAAAAAUGAAUUAAAUACACACUGAAUUGUUUUACUUAUUUUAUUGAAUAAAUGUGCAGUUGAAUUUUUGAAACCCACGUCUUUAAAUAAUACUUUCUUCUACCUUACAGAGUUUAGGUACAUGCACAACGGCAACGAAGAACAUUUACAUUAUUAGAUAAUUUUUUAAAAUUAAGGAGUUAAUUGGAACAUAGUGGCCGGAACACGUGGAAUUCAGAUUUUUCGCUUCGCAAAGGGGGCCGGCAUGUUUAGGCCAACGGCCUAAAUUUGUCGCAGCAUUUUCGACCCACCCUAAUGCUUAACAUAGCUUCAUUAUUAUGUCAACUGUCGAACUGUUUACCACUAUGUUACUUAUGCUAAAAUGUCCCUUCGGUAAAUAUACAGUUCGACAGGCAACAGUAAGAAGAAAUUUAAACCGGUCACUUACUUGUUUUCCGAGAGUGAAGUCAAGAGGACGUAUUCCAGCCACCGUGUUCCCGUAUCAAUAAAAGGUAACCUGUACAACCAACAUAUAUGCAUAUAUAUUAAUACCAAUUUAUCUAUUUUUGAAUAAACACCAAUUUAUAUUAAAUAUUAAUACAAACGUUUUGCUUUGUUUUUCAUUCCAAUAAGUUAAAUCGGCCACAACUUUGUCCAAGCGUUGUGCCGGUUUAACAAUAUUCAUAAAGAUUUUUAUUUUAAAUCUUUUGUGUUAAUUUUUUAUAGAAAAUGUCGUUCGUUCUGUAAGAAAAACGUAAUGAAUUCUAAGUAUAAGUCUAGUCGAAAAUUCUCUGUGCCAAUUUUUUCCACGUCAGAAAAGUGACUCAGUAAUAAUAAACUAGUUUUUUACAAUUUUCAUAAAGAUGUUUGUAUUAAAUCUUUUGUAUUAAUUUUUUAUAAAAAAUAUCGUUCGUUCUGUAAGAAAAACGUAAUGAAUUCUAGGUAUAAGUCUAGAAUACCAACCGUUUAGCUGUGUAAAAACUAAAAUCUAUGUACAUAUAUUUCAUUCGUUUGUGUUGCGGCGGAUAUAUAAUAUUUGUUUGUUUUUACUUGCGCCAAAUAAUUUUCGCAUGAUUGAAAUCAGCCUAAAAAGUUCUAUCGCCCUGCAUUUUUAUUUUUUCCAUAGCUAAACGGUUGGUAUUCUAGAAAUGUUUAUGACCAUUUCUGAGAUUUGUUUACACAAAAAAUGUAAAAAUUCAAAAUAUA
Rhagoletis pomonella (apple maggot) is the source of this 2655-nucleotide messenger RNA. RefSeq lists its product as uncharacterized. The record is from RefSeq and is a predicted model, not a curated record. The transcript is spliced from 2 exons. NCBI's taxonomy places the organism in Eukaryota, Metazoa, Arthropoda, Insecta, Diptera, Tephritidae. Bases 183 to 1442 code for a protein of 419 amino acids.